Messenger RNA from Cylindrotheca closterium, 3450 nucleotides. The record is from the annotation of a GenBank genome assembly. Lineage: Eukaryota; Bacillariophyta; Bacillariophyceae; Bacillariales; Bacillariaceae.
AUGUUCACAAAAUCCGCACGAAAUCACAAAAUCACAUCGUCUCGUCAGCCACAACGUCUAACGAUGCGAUUAUUGGGCAAGAUUUCGAACCAUGACCUGUUAGAUACUGAUGAGGAGUCCCAAUGCCUGAAUCGGGGCUUUCUCGAGCCAUCACCUCCGCCGUCUCUUCUACCUUCGAAGGAACCAGGAUUUGGUGUGGAUCGAAGAGAGUUGACUUCCGCCCGUACCAGCGUUUCAACUCCACCGGUGGGCGACGACGAUAGCUCUCUAUCGCUCACUCAGACUGAUUCUCCGAUUUUUGCCUUUCAAGAAGAAGAAGGAGGAGAAGAAGAAGAGGCCUCUACUUCAGCCCCUUCCACUACCACAUUGAAGAAAGCCAUUUCCGAAAGCUUUCAACAGGCAAAAGCAUACUCGUACAAACAGCUGUUGGCUCCAGGACUAAUCGUCCUUAUCUCGAUCGCAAUUGGUGUCUUUCUCAAGCUUGCAACUGAACAGGCCGAAACCCGCUUACGUGAAAAGGUAUUCGAGAACCAAGCAAAGCUUUUGUCAGCCUUGUGGCAGGCAAGAUUAAAAGAGACGGUGGGUCAUUCCGGAAUUAUUUGGGAAAGUGUCUUUGACCAAAGCCCGAUUGUUACACCAAUGAUUGUAGUUAUGAACAAUUCAUGCAAAGAGAAUGCUUUGACAUUUCAAGUCGGUCAAACUAAGGCAGCGUUUCUAGGAAUUGGAGAGUUGCACAAUCCCGAUCUUUCGGACUAUGGCCAAUGCUUUGGGCUUCCAAAGUACACCAAAGGAUCAGAUCUCAUUUCUCAGUGCGAGAAUAUUGCUGCUAUCUAUCCUACCAAAGAAACAGUGAGCCAUUUCUCCACCAAUCAAUCGGAUAUCGCCAUGGCCAGCUUCUUCAUUUUUGCAGCGAUCCUCACUGCUUUCAUUAUCUGCCACGACUAUUUUCUUCGCAAGCAAAUUGAGCGUUUGUCCAACAACUUUCAUCAAGCUCAAGAAAUCGUCUCAUCUCUCUUUCCAGCCAAUGUUCAAGAGCGUCUCUUUCAGAUGCAUAGUGAGCCUUCGGUUCGUUUGGAUGACAUGAUGCUGACUCCCAAGACAACCCACAAGUCUACGCCCGAGAGAGUUCAACUAGAACUCACCAUGGAAGAAUCGGCUUCGUCUUUUCACUGCGAGGCUCCACCGCCGCCACCGCAAGUGGAUACGCUGGAGUCUUUUGAUCUCGUUGAGGAGGUGGAACUCGCCAAUAAAGUCCUAGAAUCCAAGAAAUCGGGUGGCAGUGAAAGAAGCAAAAGGUCCGGAACACCCUCACAGAAAUUGCAAAUGUUUCUAAGUCCUCCCCAACUGGUUUCUGGUGUAAGUGAAAAGAUAAAAUGCGUCAAGAAUGAACCAAUUGCCGAUUUAUUCCCCAUGGUAUCGGUCAUGUUUGCCGACAUUGCGGGAUUUACGGCUUGGAGUUCGGAACGAGAACCUGCGCAAGUCUUUCGACUACUAGAGACCAUCUUUCACUGCUUCGACAAGUUGGCAAAUGAGUACAAUGUGUUCAAGGUGGAGACAAUAGGUGAUUGCUACGUCGCCGUGACUGGCUUGCCUGAACGAAGAGAUGAUCAUGCUGUGGCUAUGGCCAGGUUUGCCCACGAAUGCUUGACCCAGAUGAACAACUUAACCCGCAAAUUGGAACUCGUCUUGGGACCGGGGACUGCUGAAUUGCGAAUGCGCUUUGGAAUCCCUAGUGGACCUGUGACCGCUGGUGUCUUGCGAGGAGCAAAGUCCCGUUUUCAGCUCUUUGGAGACACUGUCAACUUUGCGUCUCGAAUGGAAAGCACAGGCCGAAAGAAUCGGAUUCAAGUGUCUCAGGCAACUGCCAACCAUCUCAAUGCAGCUGGAUUGGAAAGUUGGUUGUACCCUCGAGGUGAUUUGGUUUAUGCCAAGGGGAAAGGAGACGUCAGAACAUUCUGGCUCGAUCGACCUUCUACUUCGGCAAGGUCAGUAGUCGAUUCAUCUACUGGUGAUAGCAACAGUGAUUUCAAUCUCAACAAAGCUGGUAGCACCUCGACCUUGAUUGAGCUCAAGAGCAAAAGCAAGUCAGUCUUGAUACGGGGCUUGUCGUUCCAGCCCAAUCGAGAUGAGCCUAGCCACAUCAGCGAUAAAUUGAACGAACGUCGGGAUAAACUCAGUGCAUCGAUUCAUUCCAAUAACAAGUGGAAUCAAGUCAAUGAAAAGUACGACUCGGUGAGAGAGCAAUUGGCCUUGGAGGAGGCCAUAUCUGGAGAAUUCUCAGAUGUUGGACGACAAUUGCGAUUGAUUGAUUGGAAUUCCGAAAUCUUAUCGAAGCUUCUGAAGAAGAUCGUAGCAGUAAGGCAGACCCAGUGCUCUAAUCAGUGCUGCGAAGAUGUAGACCCGAGGAGCUACUCGGAACCCAAGUACUUGGAAGAGGUUCGGGAGAUCAUCCCCCUUCUUUCUGAAGAGGACAUGUCAAAAGAGAAUUGGAUGGAUGUCGAAAAGCUUACUAAUAUCGAUAUCCACGGUAUCGAACUGCCUCCGAAUGCGGAACGCCAACUGAAGGAAUAUGUAACCACCAUUGCUUGCAUGUACCGCAGCAAUGCCUUCCACAAUUUCGAACACGCUAGUCACGUUCUGAUGAACUCCCUCAAGUUGCUGAACCGAGUGAUUGCUACUGACCAACUCUUGUUACGAAUUGACUAUACUUGCGCGAUUUCAUCCGAUCCAUUGACACAAUUUGCAAUCGUCUUUGCGGCACUGAUCCAUGAUGUGGACCACACUGGUGUCACAAACUCACAAUUAGUCAAGGAAAGUGCCCACAUUGCGUCGUUGUACAACAACAAAAGCGUUGCUGAGCAGAACUCUUUGGAUCUUGCUUGGGAACUUCUCAUGGAACCAAGUUAUAAGGAUUUCCGGCCAUGUAUCUUCUCAACGAAGUCUGAGCUCCAACGAUUUCGUCAGUUGAUUGUCAAUGUCAUUCUUGCGACCGACAUCUUUGACUCGGACAUGAAAGCUCUUCGAAAUUCUCGUUUUUCCAAGGCAUUUCACAUGGAGUCAGAGGGGACUUCACUGACUACAGAGAACGAGCUUAAUCUGAAAGCUACGAUUGUGAUUGAGUACAUCAUGCAAGCAUCAGAUGUCUCGCAUACAAUGCAACAUUGGCAUGUUUAUAAGAAGUGGAACGAGCACCUCUUCGCCGAGAUGUAUUCUGCCUGGCAAGUGGGCAGACUUGGAUUCAAUCCAUCAACUGGCUGGUUUCAAGGGGAACUCUCGUUCUUUGACAACUAUAUCAUCCCACUUGCCAAAAAGUUGGAAGACUGCCAAGUCUUCGGUGCGGCUGGCAAUGAGCUCUUGAAGUUUGCGCUCGAGAAUCGAAAAGAGUGGGAAAAGAAGGGAAAGGAACUCGUCGCCGCGUAUAUCCAGAAGUAUACCUCAGAAUCGGAGUAA